AUGAUGUCCCUUGCGCGACUCCUGGUUAUCGUCCCGGCUCUUGUGGGCAGCACCGUGCCUGACGCCAGCUGCCUGGCAGAGGGCCGAGACUGGGAGGCUUGGGCCGGCCUCGGCAACCGAGUUUGCCGUGGCCACACUGUGGACGAAAGUGAUCCCCUCGAUUACAACGUGACCAAUGCCUCGACACUGGAGGAAUGCAAGGCCAAGUGCCUGGAGGACCCGUGCAAAUGCAAAGGUGUGGAGUACAACUCCGUUUCCGGCCGAUGUGAAGUUUGGCAUCGGGAGGCCGGCAUCUCCGCUUGGAGGGAGCCCGAAGUGAAGGGAUUCACCUGCCAGAGGUUUGGGUGGCCGGCGAAGUACUUGAUUCCUCUCGACGGUGGAGCGGGUCGGGCAUGCCGCGGGGACACCGAGACUGACAAUGAUGACGGCUAUUACAGGGUCGAGGAUGUGAUGCACAUGGAGGACUGCCGAGCUCGCUGUGUUACAGCCGUGGAUUGCAAGGGGAUUGAGUUCAGUGGCAACCGCUGCGAGAUCUGGACUCGGCCAAUCCUCGCAACCAAGGCCCUGACCAACUUCACUUGCCUCCGCUACGAGGGUCCAGGAUCCAGCUUCUAUGUGACAACGUUGGCGCCAAUUCUGCCAUGA
This is a messenger RNA of Symbiodinium necroappetens, 645 nucleotides long. NCBI's taxonomy places the organism in Eukaryota, Dinophyceae, Suessiales, Symbiodiniaceae. The record is from the annotation of a GenBank genome assembly.